Molecule: messenger RNA, 1482 nt
Organism: Suhomyces tanzawaensis NRRL Y-17324
Lineage: Eukaryota; Fungi; Ascomycota; Pichiomycetes; Serinales; Debaryomycetaceae
Exons: 1
Coding region: 1-1482 (493 amino acids)
Source: RefSeq, a predicted model, not a curated record
AUGAGCCGUGACAGAACACGAGAAAGAACAACAGUACCCGCCAGUGGCAUGAGCGUCCACUCGCUCAUCGGCAGGUUCCAGGAAGCAGCAUCUGCAUCGCAAGCACCUCUGUUUCUGGCACCUUCGUCGCUGGCGCCUCCGUCGCUGGCGUCUUCCCACCAGCCUGCCUCCUCCAUCCACACCUCCAUCCCGUCGUCCCACCCCACAGCCAAGUCAGAGGGCCACACCCCUGUCCCUCCCGACAUCUCGUCCACAGGACUCUUGUCGUUGCUUGGUCCGUCGGUGUCCUCGUUUCCGUACUCAGAACAGGCAUACAUCGAGAGCGUCAAGCUACGAAGCGAGCAGGAACGCACCAAACAGGAGUUCUACAAGCUCGAGAUCGCGUCCAAGAACUUGACCAUCCUACAAAAUGCAUUGAGGGCCCAGAUCCCCGUCAAUUUGAUCCCGUUGAUGUGUGUGGGUGACCUUCCUCCCGCGCCUGUGCCGCCACAGGCGUCCCUGGCGCCUCUGGCGAGCCACCAGCAGCCCCAGACCAAGACUACACCCGUGCAAACGCCCAAACCGGUGCCAAUUCCCGUUAUCAGCGAGGAAUUGGAAGGUAAAGAUGCUUCCCACUCGCGCUCCUCGAGCAGAGACUUCGACAUCACCCCCACGGGACCUCCCAUAGGCUUCAAGUUCGGAGGAGGUCCCUCGCCCACGUUGAACCCGUCGAGAAGACCGCUUCUGCCUGCCAAAAUCGGGGCUGCUGCCGUGGCAAACUUGGCUCUUCCCACCACUCCAUACAGAAGCGUCACCUCCAACACCCGCAAAACGCGACACUCCCGGCACUAUUCGAUGCCAGUGGAAUCAUCCAGUAGAAGCACGCGGUCGGAAACCCAGGCGCAAAAAGCCAAGGGCUCCACCACAGGCCCAGGAGCCACUUCUGGGGCCGCUUCUGGAACUCCAGCUGCAUCGCAAGCCUCACAGGCCCAGGGCGGAACGUCGACCAUCCAGGUCAAUCCUGUUCCAGCCCAACCAUUGCAUAAACAAAGUAAGCUGAACCAGCCACCGUCGCAAGAGUCGAUGACCUCGUUCCAGCACAUCAUCCAGUUCCACCACUGGAAACCCGAGGGUCCAGGACAGGGCCCCAAUAUCGGCCUGGGAAACCCGUUCCGAGUUCAACCCCAGCUCCAACCACCCCAAAAUACCCACAAAAGGCACAAGUCCAGCUCGGAAUCGGUACCAGGCGAAGGUCCCACCACGCCCUUCAAUCCCCAAGUCGAACGCGAGCGUAACACUAACGACACCAUCGAGGAGGAAACCAGCAUGACCAUGGACUCCACCAUCGACGACUUGAACAGCGCAGACACCAGCCUGGUGGUGCCACGCGACGAUCCCAACGAGGACAUCGUGGAUGCCAGCUCCAAUCCGCCAGGCCACAGGCGCCAGCUGCUGAAUGUGGGGCGCUAUCCGCACGACAUCCUCUCGCCUUACACCCGAUGA